CAGCAGCUGACUUCAGUCUGCCGCUCGCUUGGCUACGAGGCGGACGCACUUGCUCCACUCUGCUCUCCAGUCUCCCUUAGCUGGAAACCCGUUCGCGACCGUCGCGCAUGCGCCGUGUGUUUCGUAAUUGCGAUCGCGCCGUGUCCCAGUUUCUUGGCGUUCGCUUUUAAUUUCGUUGCGGCGGCAUCCAUCGACUGCUCGACUGUUGUUGGCCAACCGAAAUGCCUCAUUGAGUUGUGGCCCAAGUCGACAAACCAAAGCAAGCGGCCAAGUGAUGUGCAAUCGACUCGACCCACCGCCAGGAUUUAGUUUGGGAUUAAGACAACAACAGCAUGAGAUCGCAUGUAGCAGUUUACAGGGCGCCAGAAAUAGCACCACCGCCACCCAACUACGCUCCCCUGCGAUACCAUCAGCAUUCGUUGAACCAUUGGCCAGGAAGCCAACAGCAGCAGCAGCAUCCUGCUCCAGCUCCAGCUCCUGCCUACCGACUGCAUCAUGGUCCGCCGGCUGCACAACCGCCCUCUUGGGUAGGGCAAUCGUCUGGUCCAACAUCCCAACCGGUUGGCUACGGGGUGGUCAACCAGCAGCGGAUUAAUGAGUGCGCCGGCAUACCACUCAUCUCGAAUGCCUCCAGUCACCUGUCGCCCGGCCAGCGCCAGAGAUUGCUGAGGAAAUCCACCACGAAAACAUGUCCAUCAUGGCCACCGGGUGGUGCCACCAUGUCGCAGCUGGCUGUCCAUGCCCAGGGCAUGCCGUUGCUCCAGCAGAACGGCAAGCAUCUUCAACAGCAGCAGCAGCAGCACCACCACCAGCCACAUCACCACCUCCAACAUCCUGUGCCCAACAACUGGAGUGCCUAUCAACCGAUGAGCAGUCAGGCUGGAUUUAAGUUGGCGGACAAAUCGCGUGCCCUUCGCUACCAGAAUUCUGCACCGCCCAUGCUCAGUAGCCAGGAGAAACCGGCAAACAAUGCUUCCAGCCACGAACAGGCCCCUUCUCCGGCGGAGACCUGUCUGCCCAGGAUUAUCAAGCCGCGAAAGCGGCGCAAAAAGGAUCGCAAGCUGGGGAAUGGCGUGCUGCUCAAAAUGGAAUCCGAAAUGCAGCCCAAAAUUAGCAACCCACGCGAGGCGUAUUCCUCGGGCGGAGGGGCAUCUUACCAGCUGCCACCCGGAAUACUGCAGCAUGAUCAUACGCACGGAGUGUGCUUCUGCCGGGAGUGUGACCCACUGCGUUCUCUUUGGGAUUACCCGCUCCGGCGAUCGCUCUCCGAUGCCUCCUCCAGCGAACAAGGAGGCGGAAGCAGGGAGUCCUCCUCCUCCACCUCAUCCACGCACUCGGACAGCUCCUGCGAUAGCUCCAUUUGCAGCCAGAGCCUGGCGAUCGGCUCGUCGGCUUUGCGGGAGGAGACCAGCGAGGAGUUUGCUCCCAUCACCGGCGACAGCAGCCGGGCGGAAAUUGUGGGUGUAAUCGGAUCCCAGCGGAGUCAUCCGUGUGCUGUGACCACGCCCUCUCAGUGCAUGAGCGAUGAUUCCGGCUACGGCGACAUCCUGAGUGGCAUCAACAUAGCCAACGAUCUGUUUGCCAAUUGCUUCAGAGGCGGCAAACUGGGCCACGCCUCCUCCACCUCGAUUUCCGCCCAGGCGGAGACGCUGCUGGAUGAGAGCCUCAAUGAGAUAUCGCGCAAGCUGAUCGAGACAUGCAAUGCGGCCGAUCAGGCCGGAUUGGGAUCGGGUUCGGGAUCGGGAGCAGCCAGCGACAGUGGAUUGGAUAGCGCUGGCAGCCACAGCUGCGAUUCGGGCCUCGUCUUUAACUUUGAGCAUUUGAAUCUGACGGAUGCGACGCCCACAGCCUUGGAUUUUCUCGUGGAUUGCAACAACAAUAGCAGCAAUGGCAACGGCAACGGCAACAGUUUGGGCCUAAUGUGGCGCGGAGGAAGGCAGCCAAGCGGAGGCGGAGGUGGUGGCGGUGGCGGCCACGAUGACAGCCAAGUGGCAGCUGCCAAACUGGGCCCAGACAGCCGGGCCACACCCACCAGGCUGAUACUGGGCACGGUGGGCAAGCUGAAGCCAGCGUUUUCCACCAUCUCAUGACGACGAAGCCAGCGGAAAACUAAUAAAAAAAAAAAAAAUCACUGGCAACAAAAAUGAGAAAACCGAAACAAGAUAUCGCAUCGCAACCCAGAAGAAAAGUGGCUCAUUUUGCGACGAUUUGGAGAAACGUGAGACGAGAUAACGAUGCGUGGGCGCCUUUGGAUGGGGAAAUGUAAAUCUCCUGAAAGCAUUUUUGAAUUUCUACCCAACCCGAGUUGCGCAACUCCGGCGAAGACAGCAAAGAAAGAAGAAAACCCAUUAAAUGGAUACAACGCACAUGUGAGACGAUCAUCACAUCGUCAUCGCGAUCGGAGCGAAAAACAAAAGGCCAACGAGUUGACCAAAUGGGCGCAGGCAGGCAGUUCGGUACGAUCCCCCGGCCAAAUGGAAACUUGUGAACGACAGACCGGGACUGGAAACCUUGUACAUACCACAUACACACUCCCCAACAACGAAUCCAAAUCCGAAUCCCAAUCCGACUUCCACUUCAACUUCAACUUUCACUUUCACUGCGGCGGUAGCUUUGGCGACGGCGACGGCGUUUUGUAUAUCUGUAUUUUUUUGUAAGACAUUUUUCUUUUCUUUUUCUUUUUGCCAAGACCACAGAUGACGGAGCUGCGGGUGGGGGUUACGGGAAGGGUGCGACUCUUAUGCAGAUUUUGUGGCGCAAAAAGAAGAAGAAACUGUAGAAAUCGCAUAGAGAUGAGAUGUGAACCCUAAAGAUACUAUAAUCAUAAUCAUACCCAUAUCUAUAUAUUUACUUUUUAUAUACAUUUAAUUGUUGUUGUUAUUUGUGCAUUAACGUAACCCCAUAGGGCCAAAAACCUGUUCAAUCUGGGAUUUUUAAAGCGAGGGCCGUGCGUUAAUUUUUAUCUUUGAGCUAAGCAACGUUCCUACAUUUUAGUUGUGUAUCUUUAUCGUUUUUUGGGUUCCAUUUAAUGUUAUCUGUUUAGUUGGUUUGGUUUUUACUUAGUCCGUAAUCGAUGCGCUACAACGUGAACUUUUAUAGUUGAUAAGUUUGUUUAAGACCUAAGCAGUUGUCCUUAGAUGGGAAAAACAGAAAGGAUCUCUAAAGGUUUAAUUAAAGUCUUAAAGGAUUUUGCAAUCCUAUUUUUCAUUCUUUUACACAAUGCGUUUUAAAUAGUUAAGGUAUUUGUUUAUAAUUAUUAAAUAUGCUUCCAGUUUUAUAGAGAAACCUUAUAUAUUUUAAAUUUUAUGUAAAUCAUUGGCAAUUUUCCUCUAUACAAACAUAAUGAACAAUUGCCUUACAGUUUUAAAACGCAUUGUGUAGCACUGAACUGAGAGCUCAUUUCUUCCGAUUGAAUUCGUAUUCGUAAAUUUAAUGCGUGAGUUUAAUUCUCGGAAGCAUUUAUUAAUAGGCGAUCGGUAUCAUGUCAUGCUAUAUUUUCUAAUUAAGACUCUUAUUUCCGACUUGUCUGCAAUUUGAGCCGCAUAAAACAGCCGAAAGAAGAUCUGGUGCACAAUUAAUUCCAACUGAGAUCACCAAGCAUAAAAUCUAAAUCUGAAAAUCGAGAGCAGCCCUAGUUACCUGCUUAGCUGUUGUAGUUGGCGAGUAAAAGUUUUCGCCUUUUUUUAAUUAAAAGAAACUCACGAACGCGCAGCGCGCGCAGAAAUUGCUUGAAGUUUUCCGCUCUGCUCGACUCCGGCUCGACUUGGCUUGAAUUUUCUUAGCUUGGCUUGGCUUGGCUCGAAUCGUGUUGGCUGGGAGUAGUCGUAGUCGACGGUCUCAGCAUCGCGCCAACGGUUGGAAAAUGUCACAGAUUUUCCAUUGGCAGGUUCCGGCAGACAGUUUGUGUUACCAUUCCCCAGAUAGAAAUUACCACUUGAAGCUAAUUUAUUUAAUUAAUAUUUUCACUAGUUUGUAUUGUGCUCCCUCGUAUUAUUGUACUAUUUGUUUGUUCGUAAGCAUCGUUUUUGCACAAAUAACAAUCCUAUAGUUAACCCAUCAAUACCACACCAUACCACAUUUGUAACCCACACACAAUAUGGCCAACUUAUUUAUUUUGAUUAAGCCCGAACGAGAACUCAAUAAAAAGUGUAAACAAAAAUGUCAAACAAAAAGAACUUGAUUGCUGUUUUGAUAGCCCCAAAACUAGGUGUUGAAAUAACGAAAUAUCGAAAUAAAGAAAAAAAAAACAAA
Drosophila elegans is the source of this 4251-nucleotide messenger RNA. RefSeq lists its product as uncharacterized. Lineage: Eukaryota; Metazoa; Arthropoda; Insecta; Diptera; Drosophilidae. The record is from RefSeq and is a predicted model, not a curated record. Bases 333 to 2090 code for a protein of 585 amino acids. The transcript has a single exon.